This is a messenger RNA of Manis javanica (Malayan pangolin), 666 nucleotides long. It is a transcript of the gene LAMTOR5, whose product is annotated as late endosomal/lysosomal adaptor, MAPK and MTOR activator 5. The record is from RefSeq and is a predicted model, not a curated record. Gene Ontology annotation, molecular function: guanyl-nucleotide exchange factor activity. Gene Ontology annotation, cellular component: cytoplasm; Ragulator complex; lysosome. Gene Ontology annotation, biological process: negative regulation of apoptotic process; cellular response to amino acid stimulus; positive regulation of TORC1 signaling. Lineage: Eukaryota; Metazoa; Chordata; Mammalia; Pholidota; Manidae.
GCGCCGUCCGGAUCUGCGCCCCGCUGGUGUCAUGUGACGGAGAAGUGCUCAGGUCCCUUUCGAGAGAAGGACGCGGUAAGCUGUGGAGUCCUGGGCUGAGCGGACGGCGGGCGGGAUGGAGGCAACCCUAGAGCAGCACUUGGAGGACACAAUGAAGAACCCAUCCAUUGUUGGAGUCCUUUGCACAGAUUCACAAGGACUUAAUCUGGGCUGCCGCGGGACCCUGUCCGAUGAGCAUGCUGGGGUGAUAUCUGUCCUGGCUCAGCAAGCAGCUAAGCUAACCUCAGACCCCACUGAUACUCCUGUGGUGUGUCUAGAAUCAGAUAAUGGGAACAUCAUGAUCCAGAAACAUGAUGGUAUCACAGUGGCAGUGCACAAAAUGGCCUCAUGACAUUUCCUCUCAGUUCUCUCCAGCAGCCCGUCACAGGGACUCAAGCCUACCUAUGUAAUUAUCUUAUAGAAUUAUUAAAGUUGCAAUAGGUCAGCCAUUCAUCUUGUGUGCAUUGGGUACUUUUCUAUUAAUAUUAGAGUACACAUGCUGCUUUUUGACACACCAUAGACUGACAUAUGAAAAUAUUACUAAGUGAGGAUCAUGUUUUAAAGCAGCAGGUCCAGGCCAUUUUGUAUAAAGAAUUUUGUUAUGUUCAAUAAAUCUGGUUGGAGGAA